AUGUUUGAGACAAAGGAAACAGAAGGAAAAUGCUACAGGCUAAAGAAAGCACUGUAUGGUCUCAAGCAAGCUGGACACCUGUGCCAUGCUGCACUUGAUGAACAGCUCCAGGCUUUUGGCUUCAAGAGGUGUCAAGCUGAGCCAUGCAUAUAUGCACAUGGUUCCAGCAAUGCGAUGGUGUUCCUUGCAGUAUAUGUCGAUGACCUGCUCAUCAUUGGUGCAACUGCCAUGCAAGUUCAAUCAGUUCAACAGCAACUCUCAAGUGUUUUCAGCAACACAGACCAGGACCAAAAGGGAUACAUCGAAGGCAUACUAAUGAAAUAUGGAAUGGAUCAAGCCUGGGUGGCAUCGACCCCAGUGACCGAAGCCAUCAACACCCUCAAACCACAAGAAGGAGAUGUCAUGGGCCUGGAUGCUCAAGAAGCAGGAGGGUCACGGGUGACAUGGGCCUGGAUGCUCAAGAAGCAGGAGGGUCACGGGUUCAUAUGGAAGGAGCACAGGUAUCGAAGAUCUAGUCGAGAUCAGUAG
Molecule: messenger RNA, 528 nt
Organism: Ustilago hordei
Lineage: Eukaryota; Fungi; Basidiomycota; Ustilaginomycetes; Ustilaginales; Ustilaginaceae
Exons: 2
Coding region: 1-528 (175 amino acids)
Source: RefSeq, a predicted model, not a curated record